Molecule: messenger RNA, 5214 nt
Organism: Microplitis mediator
Lineage: Eukaryota; Metazoa; Arthropoda; Insecta; Hymenoptera; Braconidae
Gene: e
Product: beta-alanyl-bioamine nonribosomal peptide synthetase ebony
Exons: 11
Coding region: 324-2891 (855 amino acids)
Source: RefSeq, a predicted model, not a curated record
GAUCACAAUCUCACGGCUCACCGUGUAUAAUAUAACCGACUGUGAUUUUAAAAUUUCAAAAUAAACCAAAAAUAUUAUUAAUAAAAAUAAAUAUUUAUGAUAAAUAAAUACAAUCGGUUGUUUUGAAUUUCAUGUUAAAAAUUAUUAUAAAAUUAUAUAUAUAUAUUAUAAAAUAAGUAGUGAUUAAAUAAUAAUAUCAAUAUUGAUAUAUAUAUGAUAAAUAAAUAAGUGCAAGUGAAGUGGAAUAAGUAAUUUAUUAUUUUUUAGUUCAUCGUUUCAGUGAUUAACGAAAUUUAAGAAACAAAAACAGAUUUAUUAUCAAAAUGGGAUCAUUACAACAGCAAUCAACGUUAAAAGGAAAAAAAGUAAACAGUGAAAAUGAAGCUAUUAUUCCUAAAAUAUUUCAAAAUAUUCAAGCUCAAUUCAGUAAACAAAUAGCUAUUAUUUAUGAAGAUAAAAGUGAAGAAUUUAAGAUAACAUAUGAAGAAUUAGAAUGUUUGACAAAUAAGUUAGCAAAAACAUUGAAACGUCUGUGUACAAUAAAUAACAAUAGAGAUGCAAUAAUUGCUGUUUCAAUGAAACCGACAUACAAUUUACCAAUCACAUUAUUGGCUAUUUUGAAAUCAGGAAUGGCUUAUUUGCCGCUGGACGCUGAAUUUCCUCAGGCACGGGUCACUCAUAUUAUUGAUGAAUCGCAACCAUUGAUGGUUAUUGUCGAUGAUGACAACAAAUUACUUUACGGUAAAACUCCCGUAAUGAGAUACAAUGAACUUUAUGAAGAAUCUAAAAUAGAAUCAGACGUAGGAUUAAUUUAUAAUGAAGAUCCUGAACAAUUGGCAAUAGUAUUAUAUACAUCUGGAAGUACUGGAGUACCCAAAGGUGUCAGAAUACCACAUGCGACAUUAAUAAAUCGUCUUGAAUGGCAAUGGCGUGAAUUACCUUACACUGAUAAAGAACAAAAAACUAUAUUUAAAACGGCGUUAACUUUCGUUGAUAGUGCACCCGAAAUUUGGGGUUCAUUAUUACAAGGACGUACUAUUGUUGUUGUACCUAAACAUGUAACAAAAGAUCCGGAAAAAUUUAUUAACGUACUUGAAACUCACAAAAUUCAAAGACUAGUCCUUGUACCGUCAUUAUUACAAUCAAUGCUGAUGUAUUUGAGCCUUCAGGACAAUGGUCGCUCAUUGAAGUCAUUGAGAUUGUGGAUUUGUUCUGGGGAAAUUUUACCGCAAACUUUAGCGAAAGAAUUUUUUAAUAGAUUUGCCGAUUAUGGACAUACACUGGCUAAUUUUUAUGGCAGCACUGAAGUCAUGGGAGAUGUUACAUAUUUUUUGUUGAACAACACAAGUCAAUUGGAAGACAUGGAUAAAGUACCGAUUGGACGACCACUGGACAACUGCAUCAUUUAUAUUGUGGAUAAAAAUUUAAACUUAGUUGAACAAGGUGAAAUUGGUGAAUUAGUCGUUGCAGGACGUAAUCUAGCUGCCGGUUACAUUCGAGGAAGAGAUUCACAUCGAUUUGUUAACAAUCCCCAUGCUGUUGAUCCUGAAUACUCAACGAUUUACCGCACUGGUGAUUAUGCAAAAAUAAUAAAAGGUAUUGUUAUCUACGAAGGCCGUACUGAUUCUCAAAUAAAAGUUCGAGGGCACAGGGUUGACCUGUCGGAAGUUGAACGAUCGGUAGAGGCGUUACCAUCAGUCGAUAAAGCAGUGGUUUUAUGUUACAAACCAGGGGAUUUAGCACAGGCAUUAAUUGCAUUCAUUACAUUGAAAAAAGGAACUAAAAUAACUGGCUUACAAUUGGAAAAUUAUUUACAAAAUCAAUUACCUUCGUACAUGAUCCCACAUAUCAUCAUAAUUGAUUCAAUUCCACUUCUGAUUAACGGUAAAACAGAUCGGCAGACACUGCUAAAACUAUAUGAAACAUCAAAUUUGCAUAGUAAUGGCCGUGAUACUAUUGAUUGUGAUUACACUGAAGUACCUGACGAACAAUUAGACAAAGCGAGAGUUUUGUUUCCUACGGUGGCUUCAGUUAUUGGUAGAAGUGGACGUUAUACCGUCAAUAUUAAUGCCAAUUUUUACGAUCUGGGUGGUAAUUCACUGAAUUCAAUUUUUACCGUCACACAAUUGAAGAAACAAGGCUAUCAUAUCGCAAUAUCUGAUUUCCUUACUGCUAAAUCCAUGAGAGAUAUUUUAGAUAAAAUAGUAAUGGAUUCCAAUCAUCAGGAAAUUGAUAGUAAUGAUAGUGUAAAAUUCAUCGCUGAACCGAUUAAUGAUGGCCAUCGAUCAACAGUCACACGUAUGGUAACCGAAAGUUUCUACCUAAAAGCCGAUCUGGAGAGAUGGCUUUCGCCCAAUAUCAAACGCUCUGAUUAUGUUGAAUUAAUGGAUACUUUAUGGCGCCCAAUUGUCGAUAAAGAAUUGAGUUUUAUAAUAAGAUCAACAGAAAAAGAUGGUACUGUAUUGGGAGUCGCAUUAAAUUUUGACGCUUAUGAUGAGCCUGAUUGUGUUGUAACAUCAAAACUAGCGAUCGUAUUUGAGUUUUUGGAGUAUCUUGAGGGGCCCAUCAGAGCCAAUAAAUUACCAUGUGGUAAAGGUAAAAUUCUUCAUUGCUACAUGAUGGCAACUAAUGAAAAUUUAACACCAGCUGAAAAUGUUAUUAUUAUGAACAAAAUGGAAGAAGAAUGUUUAAAUUUAGCGAGAAGAAAGGGUUUCGUUGGCAUUUUUACGACCAAUACAAGCCCAUUGACUCAACAAUUGGGAACAGAUGUUUACAAUUAUGAAGUAUUAUUAGACUAUCAAGUUAAUCAGUACGUAGCUCCUGACGGCAGUAAACCAUUUGGUGAUGCUCCUGAUGAUCAAAGAGCUAUUUGUUCAUGGAAAACUAUUUAAAGUUAAUAAAUUAUGUAAAUAUUAUAGUAUGUAAAUAUAUAUUAAGACGCAGUUUAAAAGAAUAUAAUCAAAGACAGGAUAAAAUGAGUUUCCAUUAUUAAAAAUCUGUCUAUCGGUUGACCCUGCGGGCCAGCCCCAAAACUUCCCACUGUUUUCGAGCUCCUUGAGCUCGAAAACAUUGUUGUGAGUACAUUUUCGAGCUCUUCGAGCUCGAAAAUACUAUUGUAUCCCAUUCUUUUCGAAAAAAACCGUUUUUAGCAUUUCUUUCUCCCACGAUAUCUCACGAACGAAUCGACUGAUUUCAAUGGUUGAGGCGGCAAUCGGCGUGUUUUAUUGAGUUCUAGAGCUGAUCAAAUUUUGAAAUUGUUUGGUUAAGUCGUUUCAAAGAUAUUCGCAAAAAACCGUUUUUUGGCAUUUCUUUUGCCCACGAUAUCUCACGAACGAAUGAACCGAUUUUGAUGGUUGAGGCGGCAAUCGACGCAUUUUAUUGAGUUCUAGAGCUGAUUAGAUUUUGAAGUUGAUCGUAUAAGUCGUUUCUGAGAAAUCAAUAAAAAACUAAAAUAAAAAAAAAAAUUUUAAUUCUUAUUCUUUCUAUAACUUGUAAACUACAUGACCGAUUUACCCCAAAAUCUAAUCAAGACUAAGUUUUGGUGAGCUCUUUCGAUCGCCACCAAGUACGUUCAAAUCGGUUCAUCCGUUCCAAAGAUAUCGUCGGACAAAAAAAAGUUCACACACACACACACACACACACACACACACACACACACACACACACACACACACACACACACACGGACGUCCACCCGGGAAUAGUCAGAAUAGUUUCCUAGGACCUCAAAACGUCGACAUCUGAUGAAAACUCGAUUUUCGAAAAUCGGACCGAAACCAAUAACUUCCCUUUUUUGAAAAUUUGCAAUUUUCUUAGCGGGAAGUUAAAAAAAAAAAACAGAAUUAUUGAAUUAAAUUCAGGGCAUUCUUUUGAUUCCUAUAUGAUCGAUUUCAAUUAUUUAAUAUUUUCGCGAGAUAUCGUAAGACAAAAUUUUAUUUUCUGGUUAAAGUGAAUGGCGUGAUCAGGAUUGCCAUGUUCACUUCUUAGUCCACCUGUAGGAUAUAUUUUUUUUUGCAAGCCCUGCUAUGAAAGUUCGAUUUUCGAGGAGUAAAAAAUUAUAAUUUUAUUUUAAAUCAAAUUUUUCAAGGAUAUUAAGUUGUCUAUCGUAGACGAUACAUAUCGCAUGAGCGACAAAAAGUAAUGCGGUGUCGCAACGUGUGGUGGCGUUUUACUCGCCUCAAGUACAAUCACGUCGUUAGUUAUAGAGAGCAAAAUUAAAUAAAGUCACUGGUCGUGACAUUUUAUUACUACGUUAGUAUAGUAAAGUUAAAACUGUAAAAGUAUAGGCUAUUUAGCGCACAAGUGGGGUUAAGUAAAAUGUAUAAGCAAGGCUGAAUAUACUUGGCGCUUCCGACACGACUUACAGCGCUCGGAAAUUGAACUUUCAAAGCAGGUGUUGCAAAAAAAAUAUUAUGCACUCUUGUGAGGCUAGUAUAGGAUGUCUAGCCCACAUAUUUGCAUUACAAACCCGGGUUUACCUAUCCUACUUUCGUCCCUACUUGUGAAAUGUACCAUUGACAGUGACCAUCAUUAUCAAAUGUUUAUUAUGGUGUUUAAAAUCAUUUUUACAAGAAAUCAUUUGAUGAUAUUUUAGGUCAGUCAGAUAAUUGACUCAUUUUAUCGCAAAGAUUUGGUAGUUAUAAAAUACUUCUCAUUUUACACAAUAAUACCGAUGACUCAUACUAUAUAUACAUGAAAUUAUUUAUCGUAAUAAAAUUAAUUUAUUAUUUAGUUUCACUAUUAUUUAGUUACAGAUUAUUUUAAAUAACUGCAUUACAAAUUUAUACAUAAACAAAAAAAAAAUAAGAAAUAUUAAAAUAUUUAAGAUAAAAUCGAAAUUUCACAGCUUACAAAUAAAAAAAUUUUAACUUAUUGUUAAGAAUGGUAAUGUUUUAUGUGAGCGUAAUGAUAUUGUUAACGGGUUUGAGUAUAUUAAUAAUAUGUACAAUGUGUCAUGAUUCAUUUAUGAAAAUCGAAGAUGAUAUUUACAGAUGUGUCGUCAGUAAUAUUUAUCUGACACGUACAAUGGCAAUGUAUAAUCAUCAAUUAUGUAAAACAAAAGAAAUAAUAAAUAAAUAAAUAAAACAAUGGUAAUUACAAUUAGAUUAUUAUUAUUAUAAUCAUUUACAUAAAGAAUUAAUUCAUUAAAUCAUAUAACAUAAUAUGAGACGCACCAAUUUAAUUUCAUUGCAAUUGACAUUUUAAUUUUAUUUU